GUGGGCGCAGCCGGUCGGGCCGCGGCCGCUCCGAGGUGAACGGCGCCGAGACGGGCUCGCGGCGCGGGGAGGCCGGGCGCGCCGCCGCUAUGAAUUCCGCCGAGCAGACCGUUACGUGGCUCAUUACCUUGGGGGUGCUGGAGUCGCCCAAGAAAACCAUCUCGGACCCGGAGGGCUUCCUGCAGGCGUCUCUGAAGGAUGGGGUGGUCCUCUGCAGGCUGCUGGAGCGCCUGCUGCCCGGGACCAUCGAGAAAGUCUACCCGGAGCCCCGGAGCGAGGGCGAGUGCCUGAGCAACAUCCGCGAGUUCCUGCGAGGCUGCGGGGCGUCCCUGCGCCUGGAGACAUUUGAUGCAAACGAUUUGUAUCAGGGGCAGAAUUUCAACAAGGUCCUCAGCUCCUUAGUGACUCUAAAUAAAGUAACAGCAGUUUCAGAUCCCUGGGAGGGGCAGUUAGCCCUUGAUUCGUCUCUUUUCAUCAGAAAAAACAUCGGCCUGGGAAGUGACUCCGUGUGUGCCCGGCCCUCCUCUCACCGGAUCAAGUCUUUCGACUCCCUGGGACCCCAGCCUUCGCACGGUCGGACUUCAAGACUGUUCCAGGGCCAGUAUCGGAGUUUGGACAUGACGGAUAAUAGCAACAAUCAGCUGGUCGUAAGAGCCAAGUUUAACUUCCAGCAGACGAAUGAAGACGAGCUGUCCUUUGCGAAAGGCGACGUCAUCCACGUCACGCGGGUGGAGGAAGGGGGCUGGUGGGAGGGCACGCACAGCGGCAGGACCGGCUGGUUCCCCAGCAACUACGUGCGCGAGAUCAAGCCCAGCGAAAAGCCCGUGUCACCCAAAUCUGGAGCCUUGAAGAGCCCUCCCAAAGGAUUUGAUACGACUGCCAUUAACAAAAGCUAUUAUAAUGUGGUGCUACAGAAUAUUUUGGAAACAGAAAAUGAAUAUUCUAAAGAACUUCAGACUGUGCUUUCAACCUAUCUACGGCCACUGCAGACCACUGAGAAGUUAAGUUCAGCAAACACUUCAUAUUUAAUGGGAAAUCUAGAAGAAAUAUGUUCUUUCCAGCAAAUGCUUGUACAGUCUUUAGAAGAAUGUACCAAGAUGCCCGAAGCUCAGCAGAGAGUCGGAGGCUGCUUUUUAAACCUGAUGCCGCAGAUGAAGACCUUGUACCUUGCGUAUUGUGCCAACCACCCGUCUGCAGUGAGCGUCCUCACGGAGCACAGUGAAGAGCUGGGCGAGUUCAUGGAGAUGAAGGGCGCCAGCAGCCCCGGCAUUCUCGUGCUGACCACCGGCCUCAGCAAGCCGUUCAUGCGCCUGGACAAGUACCCCGCGCUGCUCAAGGAGCUGGAGAGGCACAUGGAGGAUUAUCAUCCAGAUAGACAAGAUAUUCAAAAAUCCAUGACUGCCUUCAAAAACCUUUCAGCGCAGUGUCAAGAAGUACGGAAAAGGAAGGAGCUGGAGCUGCAGAUCCUGACAGAAGCCAUCCGGAGCUGGGAGGGAGAUGACAUUAAGACCCUGGGCAACGUCAUUUACAUGUCCCAGGUCCUGAUUCAGUGCGCUGGGAGCGAGGAAAAGAAUGAACGGUAUCUUCUGCUCUUCCCAAAUAUUUUGCUAAUGUUGUCUGCCAGUCCUAGGAUGAGUGGUUUUAUAUACCAGGGAAAGCUGCCAACGACAGGAAUGACAAUCACAAAGCUUGAGGACAGUGAAAAUCAUAGAAACGCAUUUGAAAUAUCAGGGAGCAUGAUUGAGCGGAUCUUGGUGUCCUGCAGCGACCAGCAGGACCUCCACGAGUGGGUGGACCGUCUGCAGAAGCAGACGAAGGUCACCUCUGCCGGGAACCCCGCCGUCAAGCCUCACCCUGUGCCGUCUCACACCCUCCCCUCCCACUCCAUCACCCCGUCCAGCAAGCAUGCGGACAGCAAGCCCGUGCCGCUGACGCCCGCCUACCACACGCUGCCUCACCCCUCCCACCACGGCACUCCGCACACCACCAUCAACUGGGGGCCCCUGGAGCCUCCGAAGACCCCCAAGCCCUGGAGCCUGAGCUGCCUGCGACCCGCACCCCCUCUCCGGCCCUCAGCUGCUCUCUGCUACAAGGAGGAUCUCAGCAAGAGUCCCAAGACCAUGAAAAAGCUGCUCCCCAAGCGCAAGCCUGAGCGGAAGCCUUCGGACGAGGAGUUCGCGCUGAGGAAGAGCACGGCCGCGCUGGAGGAGGAUGCCCAGAUUCUGAAGGUCAUCGAGGCUUACUGCACCAGCGCCAGGACGCGGCAGACGCUCAACUCGACAUGGCAAGGCACUGACCUGAUGCAUAAUCACGUCUUGGCUGAUGACGACCAGUCAAGUCUAGACUCCCUGGGUCGUCGCAGCAGCCUUUCUCGUUUGGAGCCUUCAGACCUCUCGGAAGACUCUGACUAUGACAGUAUAUGGACAGCCCAUAGUUACAGGAUGGGUUCUACAUCUCGUUCACGCAAAGAAUCUGCGCCACAAGUUUUGCUUCCAGAAGAAGAGAAAAUUAUAGUUGAAGAAACUAAAAGUAACGGUCAGACAGUGAUAGAAGAAAAGAGUCUCGUCGACACCGUGUAUGCACUGAAGGAUGAAGUCCAGGAGUUACGACAGGAUAACAAGAAGAUGAAGAAAUCUCUGGAGGAGGAGCAGAGAGCCCGCAAAGACCUGGAGAAGCUGGUGAGGAAGGUUCUAAAGAACAUGAACGAUCCCGCUUGGGAUGAGACCAACCUCUAAGGAACGUCCUGGGUUCUUUCUCGAAGACUGGUUACGAGACCAAGCUGGAGCCCCGUGACCACAACCGAGUGACUCUCAGGACCGCAGAGCAGGGCUGUACGGAAGUCCUCUUGCCUUCUGUGCGUAGAAAAGCUGCAGCUGACCCCGGCCGUGGCGUUCCUGAAGAACCAGCGUGAGGCAUAGACGCCGAGGCCGGACUGUGCUACCUGCCUCUCAACAUCUCAGUACCUCAUUUUGCAAUAAGUGCAGGGACUGCGUCUGGUCUUUCAGGCUUUGAUUGAAUAUAUAUAAAUGUUACAUAUACGCUGCCUGUAAAUGCUCCGUUUUGAAAGCGUAUCCGUGGUUGUCGUGUCGGGGCUGGUGGCUGUGCUGCAGUCCCCCUCCACUAACCUCUCUGGUCCCGCGCACUGGGACGCGUGCUCACGCACUCGUGGGAAGCAGAGUCUGGGGAGCGCACAGGUGUUCCUGGGAGAUGCCUGCUCUGUUCUCCGCCACCGCAGUGCUCCGAAAACGCCUCCCACUGCAGUCUGCCUAGACAACUCACCUUGUUCGUACCUGCAGAGACACCUUCAUCGCGCUGGAGAGUCUCCUGGUAAAGCAGUACCGCAGUCACUGGCGUGCGGCACUCUGGCUGAGCUCGGGGGUCUGGGCCUCAGCCCCGAACACAAGAAAUCGCGUCUGCCGCCACCGUGUCCCGCGACAGGUGUGCACGCGUCCGCUUCUUGUGAACACCUGAGCGUUGGAGGGUGUCCGGCCCGCUGGGGGGGGGCCUGACGUGUAGGCUGGUUUAAUACCUUGGCCAGGUGCACUGUCUUGUCCUCCCCCGAGAGAGCAAGCUCACUAGAGCCUGUAAAUAAAGUGUGUUAUUUAUUACACGUCACCGCAGCCCGCGAGGGUGAGCCGUCCCGCGGGUGGGGUUUCUGUGUGAGGCCGGUCUGACCCCGAGACCUGCUCUCCCGUUGGGUGCAACAGGCAGAACAGGCAGGCCUUCCGUGCUCGCUGAAAAGGCAGUGUUUCCACUGUUUCAGCAAGAAUGAAGCAAUAUACGCCUGAGAUUCCCCUAAGGAGUGGGAGCCACCCCCCGCCCCACCUCCACCCCCGCCCCACCUCCACCCCCGCGUCCAGACAGCAGGGGGCACAGAGGAGGAAGCCUGUCCUCUCUGCAGCCCCGGGCGGGCGGGAAGCCCGGCCUCGGGCCCAGCUGGUUCCUGUGCUCUGCCCCCUGCCCUUCUGAAGAGGCCGUUUUUAAAGUGAGAUAAUCUUCUGCAGAGAACAAGUGUCGUGUCUUUAAAAACCAGAAUCCCAGCACAUUGCGUCGGAGACGUCUCAGAAAUGCCCACGUGGCACCAGAUGUGACUCUGUGAGCUGCGCCCUCUCACUGCAUCGGACUGUCUGAUGUCCCCGAGCUGGGCGGCUCGGUCCUUGUGGUCCUCGGCCCACGGCCUCACUCUCGGGCUCCCCGGCUCAGCCGUUACCUGCUCAGCGGGUGUGCCUGGGGCCCGACGUUGACCUGCCCACACUCGACCUUGUUACGAGAAUUGCCGACUUCCUGUACUUAGCGUUGUGUUCAUUAGUGCCGGGGCCAGAAGAGGUGGUCUUCGGGGAUUUUUGGUAAGCCCUGUCUUUACAGUAGUAUCUUUUGAGGAUGCGUAAGACAUUGCAGUGGGAAACAAUCCAGUUCGAGUGUACUGAAGUUUGCCGUCUCGAGCAAGUUCUAACUCAGGAACCACUUCAUCACCUGAUCUCUCCAGCACUUUGUGACGGCAUUGUUGCCGCCAGCACCCUGGGACGGGGCUCUUGCAGAACCUGCCUUACCUAUUGAUUUUAGCACCCCUUCUCCGGAAGGGGUGACCGUUGACAUGCUUGUGUAAUGCAUUACCUUUUCUUCCCGUGGAUCCAAGGUUUGACUAAGCUUUUGAGGGAGCAGAGAGCAUGCGUCUGAGCAGCUCUUUCUAAAAACCUGCCCUGUCGUAAAUGGACUGCACCCGUUUCUCCGUGUGACCUUCUGAGGGGCUGGGGGGUGGAUGGGGACGUCAGGAAGGGGCCCCCUGCCUGCUGGAGUCACCUCUGCUCCCACCUUUUGUGGAUGAGGAGACGAAGCCAUUGCCUCGCCUGGGACGGGAAGCGCUUGGAGGCGUGCGCGGCCCUGGGACGCGCUCUGCGGUGGGACGUGCCGGCCCGCGUGCGCCUCCCCUGUGGACUCCCGAUGCCCCCCCGGCCCCGUCCUCAUUUCUCGGACAUGCGGAGUCCCCGUUCACAGCUGUGGGGACACUUCACGAAAUGCCACAGGCGGUGUCCUGGCCUUGACUACUCAUGCUACAUUGCUGUAAUUAUUAAACUAUUUUUCUUAUGUUA
Messenger RNA from Balaenoptera ricei (Rice's whale), 5090 nucleotides. It is a transcript of the gene ARHGEF7, whose product is annotated as Rho guanine nucleotide exchange factor 7. The coding region runs from base 90 to 2735 and encodes 881 amino acids. Gene Ontology annotation, molecular function: protein binding; guanyl-nucleotide exchange factor activity. The transcript has 23 exons. Lineage: Eukaryota; Metazoa; Chordata; Mammalia; Artiodactyla; Balaenopteridae. The record is from RefSeq and is a predicted model, not a curated record.